This is a messenger RNA of Symsagittifera roscoffensis, 1350 nucleotides long. RefSeq lists its product as uncharacterized. The record is from RefSeq and is a predicted model, not a curated record. NCBI's taxonomy places the organism in Eukaryota, Metazoa, Xenacoelomorpha, Acoela, Convolutidae. The coding region runs from base 357 to 1313 and encodes 318 amino acids. The transcript has 2 exons.
AAAUAAGAAAAAGAGAUAUUACCUUCUCGAAAAGACAGGUGUUCGCAGCAGUCUCGCUUUUUUGGCGUUACUCGCGAUGUUUUUGGUUAAAAGCACCUCGCUUGGAGGUGCUAGCAAAGUUAUACUUCGAGUUGAAGCUACACACUACUAUGCUUUAUAUGGCUAAGCACAGUCAGAAAAAGAUCAUUGAUUGCUUUUAUAAAUUUUAUUACUGAGUCAUAAACUAUCAUUGUCUGAAGUAACGACAGACUCUUUUGUUUUCACAAAUAACUUGUAACUCUUUUUUUUACUUUUGAGUCUGAAUACUUUUUCUCUUUUUUCAUGUUUGUAUCUUGAGAACGAAAAACUAGCGUAACAUGAUUUUUUCUUGCACUAAAGCUUCAAAGCAAUUUUCAAUUAUUUUUUUCUGCGUAAUUUUGAUAGCAAUUUCGUUUGUUCUUCUGCUUCUUGAACAGAAGCGAUGGCGCGAUGAUGAUUGGGAGUUUAAAAAACAAAGCGACCAGAACUUGACACUUAUUAACGUGUAUUUGGAUCAAAAUAAAAUAGACAAAAUCCAGAAUGUUGUAUCAGUUCUUAGAAUUGUGCUAACCAGUUCUUUAUGUAUAACAAUUAUCAUAUCUUUUGUCACCAUAGUUUUCCAAAUUGUUCAUCAAGCCACCAAACUGGGCUCAAAGUGCGCAAAAUUUAGUUUUGCUGUUUUCAUAUUUGCUUUAUUGGGCUUCGGAUUAUCUCUGUUCUGCCAGUUUUCGAUAAUUUUCCUCGAAAAACUUCAAACUUCCGAGGAAAAAUGGAACAUGAUACUCAUUUCUGUUUUUAUGGCUGUGACCUUGUUAUUAACAUGCGUAGUUAUAGUUGGUGUCGUUAUUUACUUAUGCAUAUCCUGUGAAAAGAUGGCUUAUGGGUUGAACAAAAGCGAAACAAGUGAAAAGAUUUCAAAGCCGGAAGUUCCUCUUAGGAUUCCAAAUGGUCAUUUGGCUCAAAGUCAAGAGAAGAGUGCCGAGCUGGAAUCGGCGCUGAAUGGGGCUCAGAGUAGGGUAUCCCAGACACUGCCCAAGAUGAGACAUAGCAAGUUCAUCGAAGCCAAUGCCGUUUUGACCCAAUCCACACCUGUUUCUCCAACUUCUCCCAUGAGUGGGGUAGGCUCAACGGCAGCCCAGAGGCAACAGAGUUACCCUCAUUUUGCAUUCACGAAUGAGGGACUGGCCGCUUCCCAGUUUUUCCAGCACCCGUCCGAGUCCAUGAGCAACGUGAACAAGAGCUCUGAGAGUGUCCCCAGAAUGCUGGCUGAAGGCGGGAUGGCGACUCUUGUAUAAAAUAAUUUGUCUCGAUAGUAAUAAAAUUAAAAUUUAU